Aspergillus alliaceus is the source of this 909-nucleotide messenger RNA. RefSeq names its product alpha/beta hydrolase. The record is from RefSeq and is a predicted model, not a curated record. The transcript has 2 exons. Bases 1 to 909 code for a protein of 302 amino acids. Lineage: Eukaryota; Fungi; Ascomycota; Eurotiomycetes; Eurotiales; Aspergillaceae.
AUGCCUGGUCGGAAACUUGCUCCUCGUCAAAACGUUGAGUUCCCCACUCUUGAUGGCCUCAAAAUUCGCGGAUGGCUCUUUCCGGCACAGAGUUAUGGCCCAGCUGUCAUUAUCACACCUGGGUUUAACUGUGUCAAAGAGAUGUUCGUCUCAGAAGUAGCAGAGUCAUUCCAGCAGUCCGACGUCACUGCAUUAGUUUACGAUCCUCGCGCGCUGGGCGAGAGCGACGGUCUGCCCCGCAACAACAUAGAUCCAUUAGCCCAAGUUGCGGACUACUCCGAUGCUCUCACGUUCCUUAAGACACAGUCAAUCAUCGACCCAACGAAUAUCUCGUUCUGGGGGAUGUCCUUCUCUGCCCUUGUGGCGCUCAACACGGCAGCCCUAGACAAGAGAGCCAGAUGUUGCAUUGCCGUAUGCCCGUUGACUAGCAUGCAACCCGAACCUGACAUGCUUCCCAAAGUCCUUGCUAGAUGCAUGCAGGACCGAGAGUCACAGGUGGUCGGCAAUCCGCCAGUUACCAUUUCUGUCCUGACGGAACAGGGGCGGAAUCCCGCCGGCAUGGGAAUUGGCGCCGACAAAAUGGAAUACGACUACAUGGUAAAUGCCAAGUUCAGAGGAGCCCCAAAUUACGAGAAUCGGACAACUCUACAGAGUUACUAUAAGAUGAUGGCUUGGCAGCCCUUCGAGAUCAUGAAGUACCUUUCGAAGACAAGAGUGCUCAUGAUCAUCCCGGAAAAGGACACCAUUUCACCCGCUAAUAAACAGCAGGCGUUGUUCGACGGCUUCCCGGAGCCGAAGACGGCCCACGUGGCCAAAGGGAAAGGUCAUCUUGACGUUCUGAGCGGAGCAGACUACGAGAUAUUGGCGGAUAUGCAAGCGAACUUUAUAAAAGGCCUACAGUGCAAAUGA